UAUCCAUUCCCGUACCACUAAAACUUCACUUAUUUCAACUUUCGGAACUCACGAUACGAUACCAAUUCAGAGCCUCAAACUCAUUUUCUCCCAAUCCCCAAACUCCCUUUCUUCUGUGUUACUAUCCUGCAAGCAACACAGAGUGAGCGAGUGAGGGAGUUUUGGAGAAUAUGGCUCUCACUAUCCGAAGCUCUUUCUUCUCCACCACCACUACCACGAAGAAAUCUUCUCCAUUCUUCUCCUCUAACCAACUUCACACACUUCCCUUCUUAUCUUCUCACUCAAUUGCCGUUAAACCAACCCUGCGACUUGCUUCCAGAAACAACAACACUGCUCUCAGGCCCAUCAAAUGUUCUGUUUCCGAAGCAACUGAGCCCAAAACUGAGAAGAAGCAGUUCACGAGAAGAGGAGAUGUCAGAAACAUCGCGAUUGUUGCUCAUGUUGACCAUGGAAAAACAACCCUAGUUGAUGCCAUGCUGAGACAAACUAAGGUAUUUCGAGAUAAUCAAUUUGUGCAGGAGAGGAUAAUGGACUCUAAUGAUUUGGAGCGUGAAAGAGGGAUCACCAUACUGAGUAAAAACACAUCUAUUACUUAUAAAGACACGAAGAUUAAUAUAAUAGAUACUCCGGGUCACUCUGAUUUUGGGGGUGAAGUGGAGCGCAUCUUGAAUAUGGUGGAAGGAAUCCUUCUAGUGGUAGAUUCUGUUGAAGGGCCAAUGCCACAGACAAGAUUUGUCUUAAAAAAGGCCUUGGAGUUUGGCCAUUCAGUUGUUGUGGUUGUGAAUAAAAUAGACAGGCCUUCUGCUCGCCCAGAAUUUGUUGUCAAUUCUACUUUUGAACUCUUCAUUGAACUAAAUGCCACAGAUGAGCAGUGUGACUUUCAAGUAAUAUAUGCAAGUGGUAUAAAAGGGAAAGCAGGGUUGUCUGCUGAAAAUCUUGCAGAAGACCUUGGACCAUUGUUUGAAACCAUUAUCAGAUGCAUCCCUGGCCCACGUAUUGUUAAAGAUGGCGCGCUUCAAAUGCUUGUUACAAAUAUUGAGUAUGAUGAACAUAAAGGGCGUAUCGCAAUUGGGCGCUUACAAGCUGGAAGGUUAGCAAAAGGCCUGGAUGUCAAGGUGUGUACUUCAGAAGAUUCAUGUAGAUUUGGAAGAGUUAGUGAGCUUUAUGUGUAUGACAAAUUCAAUAGGGUCCCUGUGGAAAGUGUUGAGGCUGGUGAUAUAUGUGCAGUAUGUGGAAUUACUGAUAUUCAGAUUGGAGAAACAAUUGCCGAUAAAGUAUUUGGAAAGCCACUACCUGCCAUCAAGGUGGAAGAACCAACAGUGAAAAUGUCUUUCUCCAUAAACACUUCACCUUUUGUUGGCCGUGAGGGAAAGUAUGUUACUAGUAGAAAUUUAAGGGACAGGCUUUAUCGUGAACUUGAAAGAAAUCUAGCCAUGAAAAUCGAAGAUGGUGAAACAGCAGAUACAUUCAUUGUCAGUGGGCGUGGAACUUUGCAUCUCACCAUACUAAUUGAAAAUAUGCGAAGAGAAGGAUAUGAAUUCAUGGUUGGGCCUCCCAAAGUUAUCAACAAGACAGUGAAUGAAAAAUUGUUGGAACCCUUUGAGAUUGCAACUGUGGAGGUACCAGAAGUGCAUAUGGGAGCUGUUGUUGAGCUUCUUGGCAAGAGACGAGGGCAGAUGUUUGAUAUGCAAGGGGUUGGAUCGGAGGGAACUACAUUUCUCAAAUAUAAGAUCCCAACCCGUGGUCUUCUUGGAUUGCGGAAUGCAAUUUUAACUGCUUCCCGAGGGACAGCUAUUCUCAACACUAUCUUUGAUAGCUAUGGGCCUUGGGCUGGUGACAUCAAUACUCGGGAUCAAGGCUCACUGGUUGCUUUUGAGGAUGGAGCAAGUACUUCUUAUGCUAUCUCUAGUUCACAGGACAGGGGACAGAUGUUUAUUGGUCCCGGUGCGGAAGUUUAUAAAGGUCAAAUUGUUGGCAUCCAUCAGCGACCUGGGGACUUGUCUUUGAAUGUCUGCAAGAAAAAAGCUGCCACAAACAUUCGCUCCAACAAGGAACAAACAGUUAUUCUUGAUACACCAUUGGAUUAUAGUUUGGAUGACUGCAUUGAAUACAUCCAAGAAGAUGAACUAGUUGAGGUCACCCCCCAAAGUAUCCGAAUGUGCAAGAACCCAAAACUUGCAAAGAAAGGAAGGUAGACUUCUACUGUGAAGCAGUCACUUGCAGACUUUUCUGUGGUAAUGAUGCUUAAACUGCAUAACUCGGUGAUUUUGCUGCUAAAGUGAUGAAGAAGCAAAUCACAACCGUUGAUGCAAUAUCGCAUGUAUUCUUCAGAUACUGCAGAAUCAUAUAGGAGCUGGCUAAUGGCCGUAUUCAUUAUAGCUAUGGUUGACAUAUGUUUUAAGGGGAUGAAGUUACAUUAAAUUUUGUUUACUUGAUAUGUAAAUUCUCUGUGUAUCUUAGAAGUAAGGAACAUCAAAAUAUGAAUUAUUCAUGAUAUAAUGAAUAAUGAUUGAGUGGUGAAUAGCAAUGCUACACAAAUGUCUUGGGCUAAAUUUCCAGGGAAGUUUCUAAUGCAGUCUCAUAUUUUUUUA
Molecule: messenger RNA, 2591 nt
Organism: Lotus japonicus
Lineage: Eukaryota; Viridiplantae; Streptophyta; Magnoliopsida; Fabales; Fabaceae
Product: putative elongation factor TypA-like SVR3, chloroplastic
Exons: 14
Coding region: 171-2195 (674 amino acids)
Cellular component (GO): ribonucleoprotein complex; cytosol
Molecular function (GO): GTP binding; GTPase activity
Source: RefSeq, a predicted model, not a curated record